This is a messenger RNA of Eutrema salsugineum, 410 nucleotides long. Its product is annotated as anaphase-promoting complex subunit 11. Gene Ontology annotation, molecular function: zinc ion binding; ubiquitin protein ligase activity; cullin family protein binding. The transcript has 4 exons. The coding region runs from base 1 to 285 and encodes 94 amino acids. Gene Ontology annotation, biological process: positive regulation of mitotic metaphase/anaphase transition; anaphase-promoting complex-dependent catabolic process; protein ubiquitination. The record is from RefSeq and is a predicted model, not a curated record. NCBI's taxonomy places the organism in Eukaryota, Viridiplantae, Streptophyta, Magnoliopsida, Brassicales, Brassicaceae. Gene Ontology annotation, cellular component: nucleus; anaphase-promoting complex.
AUGGAGAAAAUUCACUAUAGUGGAGGAAGUCAUGAAAGUCAAGAUCUUGCAUGGCAUGCAGUUGCUUCAUGGACAUGGGAUGCUCAAGACGAAACAUGUGGGAUUUGUCGGAUGGCUUUCGAUGGUUGUUGUCCUGAUUGCAAACUUCCUGGGGAUGAUUGCCCUCUAAUAUGGGGAGCUUGCAACCACGCGUUUCAUCUGCACUGUAUAUUGAAAUGGGUGAAUUCGCAGACGAGCCAAGCUCAUUGCCCCAUGUGUCGAAGAGAAUGGCAGUUCAAGGAGUAAUUAAGCAAAACUGGAUGCUUUGGAAUGAUCUCUUAAAAGAGUUGUCAUUGGACCAAUAGUGUUGAUCAUUGGUCAUUGGACCAAUAGUGUUGAUCAUUGCUCAAACGGAAGAGACAACUUUAGGA